Messenger RNA from Podarcis raffonei (Aeolian wall lizard), 3816 nucleotides. It is a transcript of the gene RASSF2, whose product is annotated as Ras association domain family member 2. Lineage: Eukaryota; Metazoa; Chordata; Lepidosauria; Squamata; Lacertidae. Gene Ontology annotation, biological process: positive regulation of JNK cascade; signal transduction; positive regulation of protein kinase activity. The transcript is spliced from 11 exons. Bases 159 to 1139 code for a protein of 326 amino acids. Gene Ontology annotation, cellular component: nucleus; cytoplasm. The record is from RefSeq and is a predicted model, not a curated record.
GCCGGCGGGGGCGGGGACUCCUCCCCCGGCAGCUGCGAGGAGGGGAUCCGGGCGGCGGCCGCCGUCGUCUGCUGCCUGCCAGGACGCCCUGCCGCGGGAUCGGGGCCCGGGGAGGGGCGCUCCCGGCCUCUGUUCCUGAUGAAAGACACUUUUCAAGGAUGGACUACAUAAGUGAGAACUACCCGGUCCCUUGUGGGCACGACAAGUACAUUUCGAAAAAUGAACUGUUGUUGCACUUGAAGACCUACAACCUCUACUAUGAAGGCCAGAACUUGCAGCUCCGGCAUCGAGAGGAAGAAGGGGAGUUCAUCGUGGAGGGCUUACUGAACAUCUCCUGGGGUCUGCGCAGGCCCAUUCGCUUGCAAAUGCAGGACGACAACCAGCGCAUCCGCCCCCCGCCUUCGUCAUCCUCCUGGCAUUCCGGCUGCAACCUGGGAGCACACGGGUCAGUUAUAAAGCCGUCAACCUUACCAGACAUUCAGGUCACGGAAGCUGAGCCCUCGUUGGAUGGGGACGGAAUUGAUGGGGGAAUUGAUGACAACGAUCUCAAAGCCCAGCAAGAAGAAGCACCGCAGCUGAUGCGGACACGGAGCGAUGUGGGCAUGCGCCGCAGGGGGACUCUCCGCACCCCGAGUGAGCAGCGGAGGAUCAGGAGGCACCGCUUCUCCAUCAACGGGCAUUUCUACAACCACAAAACAUCGGUUUUCACACCCGCCUACGGCUCCAUCACGAAUGUCCGCAUCAACAGCACCAUGACGACGCCUCAAGUUCUCAAACUUCUGCUUAACAAGUUCAAGAUUGAGAACUCAGCAGAGGAAUUCGCCUUGUACAUUGUUCACACCAGUGGAGAAAAGCAGAAGUUAAAGGUGACAGAUUACCCGCUGAUCGCUCGGAUUCUGCAGGGACCCUGUGAACAAGUUUCCAAGGUGUUCUUGAUGGAAAAGGACCAGGUGGAAGAAGUCACUUACGACGUUGCUCAAUAUAUCAAGUUUGAAAUGCCCGUCCUGAAAAGCUUCAUUCAGAAACUCAAAGAGGAAGAAGAUCGCGAAGUCAAGAAACUAAAACACAAGUAUUCUGUCCUGCGUGUAAUGAUUGAGCAACGAUUAGAAGAGAUCUCCGAAGGCCCGGCCACAAUGUGAAGCCUUUGCCCUUGGGCGGACUUUGCUGCCACUGCCGGGGGCCCCAGAAGAGCCACGUCUUGGAGAAGAUUUGGAGACGAGCAAAGGCGGCUCUUCCUUUCUGGAGCAGAACUUGAAGACAGAACCCACCUUGACCAACUGUCUUUUCUUUUCUCCAAACUUUCCUGGAGAUCAACUCAGCGGAGCCUCUCUCUUUAGCGGCAGGAGACCUUUUGAGCACUGCUUGCUGGGGACAAACAAGGCAGCCACCAAAGCCUUUGCCUCUUGGCCGGCCUGGACCCAGUGGACCUUCUUGCCUCUCCAGCCGGGUGAUUCUGAAGUUCUGUUGCUGCUGGGGGCAUCCUCUUUGCAUGCCACCAAAACGCCGCUUUAACCUUCCAAGCAAAUUCUGGCUUUGCGGUGGCAAGUCAGGGCCAGAGGAGGAAGUCUCCUCCCUUUUUUUCUCUUUUGGUCAUUUCUGAGCUCUAAGUAAAAUAUUCAGAUUUUCUCUCCCCCCACUGGGAGGGCCUAGUCUUAGUCCUACCUGCCCUUUCUCAUCCACCCAGCCACCCAUUUCUGUGUCCUCUCCCUCUUGCUCUCCCCCAUGUUUUUAAGCUGGGCUCUCACAGACCCACAGGAUUCAGGCGCAACCUCCUCUGCACACACCCUGUUGGAUUGCAGCCUUGGCUGCUCCUUUCUCCCUGCUGCUCAGGCAGCAAAGUCGCCCGGGGCAGCUUGGCCUGGCUAAAGCCCCUUCCAGGUGUCCCUCUUCCUCCUGGUUCCAUGGGGUCUUUGAGAUGCGGAGAGGUGGCCAAGUUUUCAUCUUGGCCCAGGUAAGGAGUGCCCAAAACUGGUUGGGCUUGCCUGUGGCUGAGGAAGUCAGUGUACAGCUACCUUCCCUGUAUGGUGCCAAGGUGGGGGCAUCUGGGAUCGGGCCCCUUGGAUGCCCUGAAGACAAGGGGCCACUGUAGACCCAGGCAGCACCACUUUUCGGAGACUCUUUGGCUGAGCUCUUUGAAUGGGCUGGUGGCCCCAGCUAUGCAGGCCAACAGUGCAAAUUCCCUUUGGUAAACCUUUUAUUUUUAAGGAUGGCUGUUAACCCUGUGUUGGCCUUGCUAUAUAUAGCAAUGGUGCAAAGUUCCAUCAGCUUUAAAAAUGCCUGGCUUACUCUCCCAUCCAAACAUAAAUAGACCCAAGAGCGAGUUGUGUAGGACCUUGCUGCAGAUCUUGGCCCUCCUACUUAAAUCCUAAAUGCAUUUGUUCUCCUUCCCCUCCACCCGUUGCAACUGUAGACGUGCCAUUUUCAAGAACCUCUCCCAGUGCUACAGAUAUGGAGGCCAAAUGCCCAGGAGGUUUUGCAGGAGAAGCUCUUGGGCUUUAAAGGAACAUCGGACGUUUCCCACCUUCCUUUGAUGUGGGUUUAAAAUGGCUGGGAAAUAAUUCCUCUGCAUAGGGGAGUAUGGCAAAAAUCAGCUGUGAGGGGAACAGUUUGAAGCAAAGAAGGGGGAAGGGUGUUUAACCCUCUCCCUGCCAACCACAUUCUGCCUCUAGUUUUCAUCCCUGAGAUGGUUUGCCUCCUGUUGGAUUCCAGGCCUGUUCUUACACUUGCAGAAAUGCUCCUGGAAACCCUCUGAAGGCAGGUCUUAGUUGAAGUGGGUCAGGAAAGGGUUAAGCAUCCUGUUCCCCCUCCCCCCACUUACUAAUGCAUUCCAAAAUAAUCUCCUCCCUCCUUGAGCUGCUUUGCACUAACAUAAGUGGCCAGCAGGUAUUAACAUGUAUUUAUGUGUAAUAUGUAGUCCUGCCCUUAGUGGCAUCAGUGGAACUUUUUUGAGAAAAGAAAUAAUAAUUCAGAAGGUUUCCUACUUAGCCCCUGCAUACCACCCCCCAAAAAGGAUUCUUUUCUAGUGUGUUGUCGCUUGAUGGGUCUGAAAUCCUGAGCAUAUUUAACACUCCCUGAGGAAGCCCCACCAAAAUUUCGUGGAACUUUCUCCUGGGUAAACCCACUGUGGAUGCAUCACCCUCUUUCUUGCUAGCUAACCCUUUAACAACUUUUCACUUCUAAAUUGCACUAGAUUGAUUGUGGAUAUUUUUUUAAGCUCCAGCCUUUUCUAUUAUUCUUUUAUUAUUAUCUAUAUGCCAAAUAUUACAUGCACAGGAAAAUAACAGCAAUAAUUUAUAUAAAUAAUAAUAAUAAUAAUUUUUGGGGGGAGGGAAAUGAUUCUAAAAUGAACCAGCACAUGAAAGCAGCCUACUUAUGAUGCGCUUGAAAACAAGCUCUGAACAGCACAAACAGAUUUGCAACGAUGAUUGUAGCCUGUGGGCUGGAUCCACGUUUAACUGUACUUGGAGAGUCCCACUGAAAUCGAUAGUACAGUACUUCAUUGGGUCAACUCUUAAGUAGGUCUAGGUCUGUGUCCAGCCCUGUACACCAGUGGUUCCCCCACUUUUUUGGGGGGGCACCUCUCCCUUGGUUCCAUAAACUCAACCCCAGUGACCCCUACCCUGUAAAAAGGAUUGUCCAGAAUAUCAGUUUGCGCCACCUGCUAAAGAAGAUAACUCAAAAUGGUAAAAAUUGCACAUUUACCCAUAAUCCAGUUAAAAGUAUUUAGUUUAAUUGAUUCAUCAGAAUUGAUGAACUUGAUCCGGUGAUACUAGCUCUUCAAUGGGGUAAAAAUAAUAAAAUAAUUAUUAUCAGGCA